AUGAAAACUACAGGUUGUGCUUUAAUCAAAGAUAUCAAUGAUAGCAAUGAUACAUUGCCAAUUGAGGCUUGGGUACUAAGAAAAUGGUUUGUCCUUGAGAAGGCUCCUCCACAGGCAAUAUGGAAGGUCGGGAUGAUUCUUGUCAAUGGGCAGGGUUCAAGAAUUAAGGGGUAUGUCACCCAGAGAAAUCUAAUCCAGCGUUAUGAAACGUUUCCAGUGGAAGGAGUUGUCUAUCACUUUGAAAAUUUUAAGGUGCUUGAAAAUACUAAUUACUACAAAGUAACUGCGCACCCGUACAAAUUGAGCUUCCACAAUAGCACAUACUGCAAGGAAUGUGAUGCUCAGAUCCCAUCGAAUGCAUUUAACUUUGUACCUUUAAGGGAUAUUGCUAACUACAAGGCUUCAAAUCCAGAAUUAAUAGAUGUUAUAGGAUUUCUGAAUUCAUUCGGGAAUCUUUAUGAUCAAAGACGUGAAUAUGAUGUGGUCAAGAGGUUGAACUUCACAAUUUCGGACAAGGAGAAAAAUGAUGUCUGUGUAGUACUCUUUGGCAAUUGUGCAAGUGUGACAUUCAAUAGUAGAACGCACGAUUUGAAAUCUCCCAUAGUUGUUCUAGUCUGCUUUGCAAAAAUUAAUUUUACCACAGGAUAUGGCCACAUAAGCAAUGUCUUUGACGCCAUUAAAGUGAUUUUUAACCCGGACAUUCCUGAGGCCAAGAUUCUUAUCAACAGUCUCAAUAGUGACCCAACCAAAAUUGGGAUGUUCCUUCUAAUUACAAGAAAUGGAUAUCGUCACAAAGGUCACCAUACAAAAGGUGGAACAGCAUAUGGUUGGAAAUACGACGGAUGCAAGUGUGAUGCUAAGCCCCAACAAGAUAAGGAAAAGCUUUUUUGCAAAAAGCGUUGUCAAGCCAUAAAUGAGACACACCCCAAAUUCAAGGUUCAUUAUAAGGUGUAUGAUUCCAACAGAAAGUGUUCAGUUAUUUUUUUCAAUCGCCUUGCUAAAGAACUUCUUGGAACCACCACUGAAAUUCAGGCCAAGAAAUUGGAGAAGGAGACCACAUUUUCAUUUCCAAAGGACUUGGAGAAUUGUGUUGGGAAAGAGUUAGUGGUAAGACUGAAGGGCUCAAGUGAUGAACCAAAGAAGGUCAAAUAUUCAAAAGAAACAUCUACUGAGGAGAACAGAUUGAACAAAGACAGUGCUCGGGCUUCUGCACCAAGAAACCUGACAAUAGAUAUGGAUCAAGAUCGAAUAGAAGAAGUGGAAGCACCUAAUCUUUCUGCACCAACAGUAGCAUCUAGACGGGGAUGCAAGAAAUUAAAGAAGGAAGAAUAA
Messenger RNA from Neltuma alba, 1332 nucleotides. RefSeq names its product replication protein A 70 kDa DNA-binding subunit D-like. The record is from RefSeq and is a predicted model, not a curated record. Bases 1 to 1332 code for a protein of 443 amino acids. NCBI's taxonomy places the organism in Eukaryota, Viridiplantae, Streptophyta, Magnoliopsida, Fabales, Fabaceae. The transcript is spliced from 10 exons.